Messenger RNA from Nakaseomyces glabratus, 1302 nucleotides. RefSeq names its product ribonuclease T2 (gene RNY1). The record is from RefSeq and is a predicted model, not a curated record. Lineage: Eukaryota; Fungi; Ascomycota; Saccharomycetes; Saccharomycetales; Saccharomycetaceae. Gene Ontology annotation, molecular function: RNA binding; ribonuclease T2 activity. Gene Ontology annotation, cellular component: extracellular region. Gene Ontology annotation, biological process: RNA catabolic process.
AUGAUUUUAGCAAGUGUCUUGAAAGCCUUUCAAGGACUUCAAACAGGGUUGCAACACUCUUACCAAGAUGGCUCUCCUAGCUGUCCAAUCAAUCUACCACUAUCUUGUGGAAAUGAAACAGCAAUAUCUGAUCUAUGCUGUUUUGAGUAUCCUGGAGGAAUUUUACUUAUGACUCAGUUCUGGAACUAUGCACCAUCAAAACCUAAUUUGAAUAGAACAGAACUUGAAGAAGAACUGGGUCCUGUUGAUUCUUUUACAAUUCAUGGACUCUGGCCAGAUGACUGUAUGGGCGGAUACCCCCAAUUUUGUAAAAGAGACCUGUUUAUUGAUGAUGUAGACUACCUUCUCAAAUCAGAUGCCUUCAACAAUGACGAUACUUUACCUAUACAAGGAGAAGAACUACUUAACAAUUUGAACAAAUACUGGAAGAGUAAUAAUGGAAACCAUGAAUCACUAUGGAUUCAUGAAUAUAAUAAGCACGGCACUUGCCUAAGUACUCUCCAACCACAAUGCUAUAGCAGAUGGAAUCCUACUACAAGUCAAAAGGGUCCCAAGUACUACAAAAAAAAAGCAGUAUAUGAUUACUUCCGUAUAUCGUAUGAUCUAUUUCAGAAGUUAAAUACUUAUGAAAUGCUUGCAAAACAUAAUAUUACACCUAGUAAUGACACUAGUUACACUAAAUCAGAAAUUCUAUCUGCUUUGAGUUCGGAGUUCCAAGGUACGCAAGCUCACAUCAAUUGCAAUUCCCAAAAUGCAUUAACAGAGGUCUGGUACUAUCAUCAACUCAAUGGCUCAAUAUUAAAUGAAGAUUUCAUUCCUUUAGAUCCUUUGAGAUCAAUGUCAAGGUGCAAAGACCAAGGCAUAAAAUAUUAUCCAAAGGGCUAUCAACGGAGAGAUAACAGAGGCCCCAACAAAAAACCGAUAUCAAGGGGGACAAUUAGGAUAAGCCAAUAUGGUGGCUUUUUGAUAAAGACAGGGAGGUGGAUGAAAAGAGGCACACCCGCAAAUUUUGAAUUGAUAGAAUCAAAAUACGGUAACUAUUUAUUGAAAUCCAGAAUGGGUUAUUGUACAGUUCACAAUGAUAAGUCCCAGCUGGACUGCUCUAGUAGAUCGCCAGAUUAUGCAACCCAGUUUGAUUACAAUGAAGAAAAGGGUAUCUUGGGCUAUUCAGGAUCUUUUGAGUGGGGCGCUGAAAGUGCACCAAAAAAUGGAAGAACUUCCCGUUCCGUUGUGUUUGCAGUAUCGAACGAGAAAAAUAGCAAUCUCAAAUACAAAUUUCAAUUGAAAUUCAACCGGAAGUAA